Messenger RNA from Colletotrichum phormii, 405 nucleotides. RefSeq lists its product as uncharacterized. NCBI's taxonomy places the organism in Eukaryota, Fungi, Ascomycota, Sordariomycetes, Glomerellales, Glomerellaceae. The annotation marks the transcript as partial. The transcript has a single exon. The record is from RefSeq and is a predicted model, not a curated record.
GGCGCCACAGCCUCUGAAGCCCGUUCUUUCGGCUGUCGAUUUGACGUCAUGUCAUUCUCAUGGUUGCCACCGGCAUGCUAUGACGACUUACUAGUUAACGACUUCCUUGCCUCGGAACCUUGGGAGUGGUUCCUAGAUCCACUUGGCACUCAGCCAGUUCCACUAGAAACGGUCCAGAAAGGGGACGUGGCGCAGAUGUAUGUAUCCUGGAGAUACCACAAGGUUCACUGUGUCUUUAUGUGGAAGAAAAUGCAUAGAGCCUUGGAGAACGGCCAUAUCAUAGACGCCUAUAUCAUCAACUACAACCACACAAACCAUUGUAGUAAUAUGUUAAUAAUGACGGAGCCUGCUAGAAGUAGUAGCAUACAGACUAUUAUUAGGAGGAAGUUUGUUGGCUGCGGAGUA